Poecilia reticulata (guppy) is the source of this 4014-nucleotide messenger RNA. RefSeq names its product bone morphogenetic protein 10-like. Gene Ontology annotation, biological process: BMP signaling pathway. Gene Ontology annotation, cellular component: extracellular region. Lineage: Eukaryota; Metazoa; Chordata; Actinopteri; Cyprinodontiformes; Poeciliidae. The record is from RefSeq and is a predicted model, not a curated record. Gene Ontology annotation, molecular function: cytokine activity; growth factor activity.
UAAAUCCAAGCAGAGGAUUUGCAGUUUUAGGGUGGCUCGUAGUUUGAAUUGAAAGUCAGCUCAGUGAUUCUAAUCAAAAAUGCCUGUAAGUUGGGGUUAGAAUCAAAUGAGUGUAUGGAUGGUCAUAAGUCCCUGGUGUGGUGAGAAAGAGGAGGGCAGAGCAGGGCCUUAGCGACAUCUCCAAACAUGUCAGCAGAGCAGCCCUGCCCUGCCCUCACGACCAAACUUCAAGAUAAACCGGUGCAAAGCUGUUUUCAGCAACCUGCUGUCCUUUAAUGAAGGAAAGUCUCCAAGAGAUCCACAUUUUCUCAUCAAAUGCUUGUCUGUCUUUGGAUUUAAACUUUUCAGCUGCUCAAGAAUGACCACUUUGGUUUUCUCAAACCUUCGGUUCCUAAAUAUUGUGAUUGCGGCGUUAACUGGCUUGAGCCGCAGCAGUCCAAUCAAGUCUGCAGAGACUUACCACAGGACAUCCGUCGGCAUGGAUGUGAUCAACAGUCCUCUCCACAGUGCACAGGACUUUUUGAGCCAGUUUCUGUCAACACUGAACCUCACCAGGCUAAGGUCCCAGCCUUGGACUCUUACAGCCCAGAAAGAGCCACUUCCAGAGUACAUGCUGGAGCUCUACAACCGAUUUGCCAAUGACCGCACUGCAAUGCCGUCUGCCGACAUUGUGCGCAGUUUCAAGAAUGAAGAUUCUUCCCCCCGAAGUAUAAGAGUCACUGGAGUAUGGAUACAUCCCCUCCUAUUCAAUAUCUCCAUGCCACACUAUGAACAAAUUACAAUGGCUGAGCUUCGACUGCUUGUGCGGAAGGUCCAAAGACCACAUGUCGGCUUCAGAUGCAAGGUGACAAUCUACAAGGUACAUGAUGGUGUUGUUUGGACAAAAGAGGUGGGGAAAGAAGGGAGAGAGAGGGAUAAAGUGGAGGUGGAGGCGAUGAAGGAUUUGGAGGAACUGGUGACAAAGCAUAUCCAUGCCAAAGAUAAUAGCUGGGUGUCAUUUGACCUCACUCAUGUGGUGACACUUUGGCAGAAGUCAGGGUGCGCAACUCAUAGGCUGGAGGUUCACAUUGAGAACCUGGGGGCAGACGAGGAAGGGGCCACGAGAGGAGCAACAGGAAGGGGCAAAAGUGUGUCACAGGUUGAUAUUGACAGGAGAGUGGAGGGGCAACACAAUCCAGUGAUAAUUGUGUUCUCAGAUGACCAGAGCAGAGAUCACAAAGAAGACAGACAAGAGCUGAGUCAGAUGAUUAAGCAUGAGAAUGACCUUCCUGAUAACGUGAUAACGAGCCAGAAAUCUCUUCAUGACCGUGCAAAUCCCAACGCUGACCACCCGGAACAGGAUGAGCUGAAUGACCAGUCUGCCCUGGAGGUGCGGUCCAAUCUUAUCUACGACACGCCUCCUCGAAUCCGCCGCAGCGCCAACACUGAGUCAUGCAGGCGAUCGCCCCUUUUUGUGGAUUUUAAAGACAUCGGCUGGGACUCGUGGGUUAUCCAGCCUUUGGGGUAUGAAGCGUACAAGUGCAACGGCGUGUGCAGCCCGCCCAUGACCUCAGAGGUUUCUCCCACCAGGCAUGCCAUAGUGCAGACUCGGCUGAGCCUCAGGCGCCCCGAACGAGCAUCUGCUGCCUGCUGCGUUCCCACAAAGCUGGAGCCAAUCUCCCUCCUUUAUCACGAUAACGGAGUGGUUACCUUCAACCACAAGUAUGAGGGGAUGGUGGUGGCAGAAUGCGGCUGCAGAUAACGUCACAGGGAAAAACAGACUUUUAGUUGAAGAUCAAAAUCUAUCAAUCUAUUUUAUCAUGCUUGUGUGCUUGUCUCUAGAGAAUCAGAGAUUUCAUACAGUGGACUAAUUGUAAAAUCAGGGAUGAAAACUUGAUGGAAAGUUACAGCUGUAUAAAGGCAAACCCCUGAUGUUUGUUAAUUUAGAACAGAAACACUUUGAACUGAUGCAGCAAAGUGUUUCGUGUUAGCCUACCACAGCUCCAUAAGCAUUUUUGCCUUUUAUCAUGUUUUUAAAGCACUUCAGUUUAUUGUUAUAUACUGCAAUGGAUUGCCAUAUUUAUACAGUAAUAUAAUGCCUUUCAAAAUAUCUUAAAACCAUUUAACUUUUUCUCAUUUUGUCACAUUGGAACUAUGAAUUUUAGUGUAUCCAGUACAUUGGGAUUUUUAGUCAAGUGGCCUAUGAUUACUCUAGUUUUAAUGUCAGAAGGACAGCUAUUAAUUGUGCAUUGCCAAUAUUAUUUUAAAAAGAAAAAUCUGUAAAUAUUUUAGCCAAAAUGUGCAAACAUUUUGGAGAUAUACCCCAAAAGACUACAGUACCAAAGGGUUCUGAAAAGUAUUGACUCAGAAUACACAUCUGAUUCACAGUUUUGCAACUUAAAAAAAAAAAAAUUCUACUUCACAAUUGUGUGUUACUUUGCAUAGGACUGUAAAAUAAAAAUCCCAAUAAAAUAAAAUAAUUAUUCUGGCUCUAGAGUGACAAAAUAUGAAUAAGUUUAACAGGUAUGGAUCAUUUUGUAAGGCACUGCAUAAUGAAUAAAAGUGGGAAACAAGCAGGUUUAGAUUUUUUGGUGUUAUAAUUUCAGAUCAGCAAUUUUAGGUAAAAAAAGAAAGCUUUGUCAUAUUCAUAGCGAAUAAGGUCAAAAGUAGUACAACUCUGAUUUCAUCUCCUGCAAGAGAGGUGAAAUCUGACUCGUAAAUGAAAAGAACUUUUAUUGUAAUAUACACCAGAAAAAGUAAAGCGAUGAAAAGAAAAUGACAAACAUGAAAAAACGUCACCCUGCCAAGAUGCUUAAGAAAAUUAUGCAUUUACUACAAAACUGUAAAUUAUGAGGUUUUCCAGGGGAAUCUUGGAACAUCUGAGAUAGGUAGACAAAUGUAAUAUUCUUUCUCCGAGAUGCUUGCCAAAAUUGUAGAAAACAUGUUUUUCUUAUUUUGGGUCACAGAAGGCUUUUUCAAAGUGUCGUGGAGGGCAUCUUUUAAAAAAAAAAGAAAAAAUAAAAAGUAAUUACUUGUCCUAUCCAAUAUGACUUUCAGCUUCUAUGAAAUCUUUCUUUGUAGAAACAAUUCACAUCUCGGUUUUGUUUCACACACAGGUGUGAAUAGCAUUGUGCUUACUAAAAUAAAAACAAACAUAUUCAGUUUCCUGUUUCGUGCACACCAUGUCAAUGUCAGGUUAUCGCAUCGCUUCCAUCUAACAACCUUAAUCCCCAUCCUUCCACAGCCACAUGCCUGGCGGGCCACUCUCGGUCCGCUUCCAUGCCAUAUUGAUAAAGAGGUGUCAGAGCCUGGAGUCUUGUAGGCCAUCACUCAGGGUGAGACGCCACUCCAAGUGGCAGUAUUUGUGAGAAGGUGGUGUCAGAUUCCUGGUCUCCCGGACCAACAUGUCCUAUUGACAAUCACGACAUCAGGUUGUGACUCGGAACCCUCCCAUUUCCCUUUUCUGACAAUGGCAUGCUUAUACUCUUAACAAAGCCACGGCAACGGUACAAAUGGAAAAAGAAAUAUUCGCUCCACAUCAUCACCUAGCUUUUGCUGUUAACAGUUGGAAGUAGGUAGCAGGAACAACCCUCAAGAUCUGUCCAUGGUGGAGGAUCUUAACUCAGCAUAUGAAUUUAUAGCAGCAAAAUAUGCAGGGCAGAAAUCCAGGCAGCGAAACAGGCUGAUCUGCAACUAUCAGCACAAAGUCUACGCUCACCUGUAUGAAGCUUUUUAGGUAAAGCUCCUCAAUUGUCAAACCAAAAUAGUGAAUAAGCUAAUCAAAUGGCAGCCACUCAAUGCACAAAGGCAUCUGGACGUGGUGAAGUUGAAAUUUAGCAUCAGAAUGGGAAAGAAAAGGGAUCAAAUUUAAGUUACUUUGAACACAGCAUGGUUGUUGGUCCUGAAAGAAUCAAAUUACUGGUCUUCUGUGGUUUUCACUCCCAUUUGUGUGAUUGGUAUGAGAGAGAAUAGCCUGAAAAAGAGAAAAUAACAAAUGAGCUAUAAAAAUAAAAACCUCUUUGAUGUGAAAGGUUA